Molecule: messenger RNA, 1473 nt
Organism: Megalops cyprinoides (Indo-Pacific tarpon)
Lineage: Eukaryota; Metazoa; Chordata; Actinopteri; Elopiformes; Megalopidae
Gene: mri1
Product: methylthioribose-1-phosphate isomerase 1
Exons: 6
Coding region: 202-1263 (353 amino acids)
Molecular function (GO): S-methyl-5-thioribose-1-phosphate isomerase activity
Source: RefSeq, a predicted model, not a curated record
GGCAGAGUUUCCUGCCAGAGAGGACACGUGGUUCCGUGUCUGUAUGUCAAUGUGAGGUUCUGGGUUUCCGCAUUAAUUUUCCAGCCAUUUGUUUCUGCCUCCGAUCCACUUUUAGCUCCCGGAUAACAUUUGAGAACGACAGAAAGAAGAUCGGUGUGCCGUGUCUCACGAGUGACGAGUACGGUUUUUAUCUCAAGCGCCAUGACGCUGGAAGCGAUCCGGUACCGGCCCGGGUCCCUGCAAAUUCUUAAUCAGCUGCUUCUCCCGCAGGAGACUGUGUACGACGAGAUCCGCUCGGUCCAGGACGGCUAUGAGGCGAUCAAGUCAAUGAAGGUGCGAGGCGCCCCCGCUAUUGCCAUCGUGGGGUGCCUGAGCCUUGCCGUGGAGCUGCAGGCCGGAGGUGGAGGGGAAGACCUGGUGUCCUUCAUCCGCGACUCCCUCAGCCACCUGACGUCCGCCCGCCCCACCGCGGUCAACAUGGGCCGAGCCGCCAGAGAGCUCAUGGAGUUCACAGAGAACGAGAGCAUGGACAAGUCGACCGAGCAGCUGAGAGAGAGUGUGAUUGGCUGGAUCGAGGAGAUGCUGGAGAGGGACGUCAAUGACAACAGGAAGAUCGGGAACUACGGGGCACAGCACAUCCUGUCCGGGGUCCCCCGGGAUUCAGUCACCAUCCUCACGCACUGCAACACGGGAUCCCUGGCCACCGCCGGCUACGGCACCGCCCUCGGGGUGGUACGCUCACUGCACGCGCUAGGCCGGCUGAAGCGUGUCUACUGCACCGAGACCCGGCCCUACAACCAGGGCGCCAGGCUGACGGCCUACGAGGCGGUGGCAGAGGGCUUCCCCGCCACCCUCAUCACUGACAGCAUGGCAGCCCUCACCAUGAGGGAGAGGGGCAUCACAGCGGUGGUGGUUGGGGCGGACAGAGUUGUUGCCAACGGAGACACCGCCAACAAAGUGGGAACCUACCAGCUGGCCAUUGCCGCAAAGCACCAUGGGAUACCCUUCUACGUGGCGGCCCCCAGCACAUCUUGUGACCUGAGCCUUGAGAGUGGGAGAGAUAUUGUGAUCGAAGAGCGCCCCCCUGAGGAGCUGACCAGUAUCAACGGCGUGCCAAUCGCUGCCCCAGGCAUUGAGGUGUGGAACCCAGCGUUCGAUGUCACCCCCCACCAGCUUAUCACUGGAGGGAUCAUCACUGAGCUGGGUGUCUUCCUGCCUUCUGAGCUGCAGGCUGCGCUGACUGGGCGCCUCACUGCACUUUAGGGACCCCCGCUGGCCGCCAUGUGCAACUGCACCUGGAUCCUUUACCAUAUUCACAGACACACUGUAACACAUAAUACUACCACAUACACAGUUAUACACAUACUGGAGUAUGCACCGUAAUCCUCACACACGUGUCCCAUGGUGCGCACAAACACACACACACACACACACACACACAUAAACACAGAAACACACAGGCACAUACAUACA